AUGCCAGAUAUUCCAAAAUAUGAUGGGACUUUGGAUUCACAAGAACAUAUCACGACAUACACUAUGGUUGUAAAGGGAAACGACCUGGCCCAGCACGAGAUUGAAUCUAUUUUGCUAAAGAAAUUUUGGGAAAUCCUGAUGAAGGUUGCCUUAACUUGGUAUUCUCUUUUACCUGAUCAUUCCAAUGAUUCAUUUGAAAUUCUUGCAGAAUUAUUUAUUAAAGCUUAUGUUGGAGCAAGAAAGUUCCAGAAAGAAAGGAUGUUAUUGCCGGCAGUACCGGAUGAGUGGGCUUCGGGGGCAUUUACAAAGGGUCUCAACCCAUUGAGUUCCGAUGCCUUCCGAAAAUUGAAGGAAAGCUUGCUAGAAAUUCAGGCAACCACAUGGGCAGAUGUUCAUAAUCGCUACGAGUCAAAGAUCAGAAUAAAAUAUGAUCAACUGGGUUCUUCGGCGUCUUCCAAAGGACGAAAUCGUGAUCGCAAUCAAGAUAAGUUCAAAAGUGAUUUGAUGCGUAUCGGAGUACUGGUGCCGGUUAUCAGGAAUAUUAAAGAAGCUAGGUUCCCGAAACCAAUUCUGUCGGAUCCAAGCCAGAAAGAUCCUAAUCUAUGGUAUGAGUUCCAUGAAAAUCACGGUCACAGGACUGGGGACUGCCGACACAUUCGUGAAGAGGUAGCAACAUUGUUGAAGAAUGGUCACCUUAGAGAAUUCCUAAGUGACCGGGCCAAGAACAACUGUGGAAAAAAUCGGGAUGUUGCAGAACCAUCAAAACCAGCUGCAGGGUCACCUUGUAUGACAAUAAACAUGAUCUUCAGUGGAGAAGAAGCAAAUGGAGUGAUAUUUUUGGCAACAAAGAAGACGAAGUUAUCGGUGACUCAUGGCAAGAGGAUUCGAAAGGUCUUAGAAGAUGACAUCACCUUCACAGAAGAAGAUGAUAAUGGAUUUCUUCUACCGUACAAUGAUGCUUAG
This is a messenger RNA of Nicotiana attenuata, 963 nucleotides long. RefSeq lists its product as uncharacterized. Bases 1 to 963 code for a protein of 320 amino acids. The transcript is spliced from 3 exons. The record is from RefSeq and is a predicted model, not a curated record. NCBI's taxonomy places the organism in Eukaryota, Viridiplantae, Streptophyta, Magnoliopsida, Solanales, Solanaceae.